Molecule: messenger RNA, 1264 nt
Organism: Tripterygium wilfordii
Lineage: Eukaryota; Viridiplantae; Streptophyta; Magnoliopsida; Celastrales; Celastraceae
Product: WAT1-related protein At1g43650
Exons: 6
Coding region: 21-1091 (356 amino acids)
Cellular component (GO): plasma membrane
Molecular function (GO): transmembrane transporter activity
Source: RefSeq, a predicted model, not a curated record
UUGGCUGUUUUGUGACUUUCAUGAAGACCCAGAAGCCUUAUAUUGCAAUGCUUUUUAUACAGUUUAUAUAUGCAGGGAUGGCCUUGUUCUCCAAGGCAGCGAUUUCUAAAGGAAUGAACCCUUUUGUGUUUGUCGUUUAUCGGCAAGCUUUUGCUUCUGUUUUCUUGGCUCCAUUUGCUUUCUUUCUUGAAAGUAACAAGGCUGCUCCUCUGUCAUACACCAUUCUCUGCAAGAUUUUCGCGGUUUCGCUUUGUGGAUUGUCUCUAAGUGUGAACCUCUACUAUGUUGCAAUCAACUACACAUCUGCAACAUUUGCUGCUGCUACGACCAACACAAUUCCUGUCAUUACAUUCAUUAUGGCUGCCCUGCUGAGGAUGGAAAGUGUUUCUGUAAAACAUGUUCAUGGAAUUGCAAAGAUAAUGGGUUCUGUUUUAGGUGUCUCUGGUGCAUUAGUGUAUGCUUUUGUGAAGGGACCAAAUGUUAAGUUCAUGAAUUGGUACUCAUCUGCACAAAACCAAAUAGCAGAUUCAUCAGAAACAGUUUCCUCAAGAGGGGAUUUCAUCAAAGGCUCUCUUAUCAUGCUCUCCGCGAACACGGCUUGGGCUCUGUGGAUUGUUUUGCAGGCUCCAAUUGUGAAGCAAUAUCCGGCGAAACUACGUCUUACGGCUCUGCAAUGCUUCUUUAGCUGCAUACAAUCAGCAGUUUGGGCUGUUGCCGUUGAACGGAAUCCAUCCGCUUGGAAGCUCGGAUGGGAUUCCCAUCUUCUUGCAGUGGCUUAUUGUGGUGUGAUAGUGAAUGGCAUCACUUACUGGCUACAAGUUUGGGCAAUAGAGAACAAAGGACCAGUCUUCACUUCAAUGUUCACUCCAUUAGCACUAAUUAUUACUGCAAUUAUCUCUGCAUUGAAGUGGAAAGAAACACUUCACUGGGGCAGCCUUGGUGGGGCAGUUUUGCUGGUGAGUGGACUCUACAGUGUGUUAUGGGGAAAGAAUAAAGAAGAAGCAAAAAGUAGUUCACAAAAUCCACAAAAUCAGGAGGUGGAGGAGGACUAUAAUAAUAAUAAUAAUAAUAAUAAAGAGGAUGUUGUAUGAGUUGAGAGAGACCCAUCAAAAGAAAGAACGGGUUUUACAUGUUGUUCUCUAGAAGCAUGUGUAUAUUAUUAGACUUUGUAGGAGAUGAUUGUGCAAUUCACAAAUUAAGAAUGUGAAGAGAAGAGAAAAACAAAACAAAACAAAACAAAAGGGAAUGGUUAAUUACCAUCCCU